UAUUUUUACAAUAUCUUUGAUAGCGAUUUCUUUUUACCCAGUUUUAGCUUAUGGAUGACAUAAUAAUGUCGAUUUCUUGUUUACCAAAAAUGAAAAAACCAAGAAGUAUUUUUGCGCUAUCAGCUCAAGAUUUACCAACUUUUGGUUUUUUCUUUCUUUUUUUUAUCAAGUCUAAUGUCCAGCGACGCUAAAGCUAAUUAAAACCAACUAUUUCAAUUACCAUCACACAAUUUGAAUCAUACAUAGCCAACUUUGCUUAUGUGUUGCUUGGAAAGGCAAUAUUAUGAAAGCUCUAACAAUGAAAGUUCAAACAAUGAAAGCUCUAACAAUGAAAGUUCAAACAAUGAAAGCUCUAACAAUGAAAGUUCUAUGAAUGAAAGUUUGAACGAUGAAAGUUCUAACGAUGAAAGCUCUAACGAUGAAAGUUCAAACGAUGAAAGCUCUAACAAUGAAAGUUCUAACAAUGAAAGUUUGAACGAUGAAAGUUCUAGCGAUGAAAGUUCUAAUGAUGAAAGUUCUAACGAUGAAAGCUCUAACAAUGAAAGUUCAAACGAUGAAAGCUCAAACGAUGAAAGUUCUAACGAUGAAAGUUCUAACAAUGAAAGUUUGAACGAUGAAAGUUCUAGCGAUGAAAGUUCUAACGAUGAAAGCUCUAACAAUGAAAGUUCUAGCAAUGAAAGUUCAAACGAUGAAAGUUCUAACGAUGAAAGUUCUAACAAUGAAAGUUCUAGCGAUGAAAGUUCAAACGAUGAAAGUUCUAACGAUGAAAGCUCUAACGAUGAAAGUACUAGCGAUGAAAGCUCUAACGAUGAAAGUUCUAACGAUGAAAGCUCUAACAAUGAAAGUUCAAACGAUGAAAGUUCUAACGAUGAAAGUUCUAACAAUGAAAGUUCUAACGAUGAAAGUUCUAGCGAUGAAAGUUCUAACGAUGAAAGUUCUAACGAUGAAAGUUCUAACGAUGAAAGUUCUAACGAUGAAAGCUCUAACAAUAAAAGUUCUAGCGAUGAAAGUUCUAACGAUGAAAGUUCUAGCGAUGAAAGUUCUAACAAUGAAAGUUCUAGCGAUGAAAGUUCUAACAAUAAAAGUUCUAGGGAUGAAAGUUCUAACAAUAAAAGUUCUAACGAUGAAAGUUCUAACGAUGAAAGUUCUAGCGAUGAAAGUUCUAACAAUGAAAGCUCUAACAAUGAAAGGUCUAACGAUGAAAGUUCUAACGACGAAAGUUCUAGCGAUGAAAGUUCUAACGAUGAAAGUUCUAGCGAUGAAAGUUCUAACGAUGAAAGUUCAAACGAUGAAAGUUAUAACAAUGAAAGUUAUAACAAUGAAAGUUCUAACAAUGAAAGUUCUAGCAAUGAAAGUUCUAGCGAUGAAAGUUCUAACGAUGAAAGUUCUAGCGAUGAAAGUUCUAACAAUGAAAGCUCUAACAAUGAAAGGUCUAACGAUGAAAGUUCUAACGACGAAAGUUCUAGCGAUGAAAGUUCUAACGAUGAAAGUUCUAGCGAUGAAAGUUCUAACGAUGAAAGUUCAAACGAUGAAAGUUAUAACAAUGAAAGUUAUAACAAUGAAAGUUCUAACAAUGAAAGUUCUAGCAAUGAAAGUUCUAGCGAUGAAAGUUCUAACGAUGAAAGUUCUAGCGAUGAAAGUUCUAACAAUGAAAGCUCUAACAAUGAAAGGUCUAACGAUGAAAGUUCUAACGACGAAAGUUCUAGCGAUGAAAGUUCUAACGAUGAAAGUUCUAGCGAUGAAAGUUCUAACUGA
Rhopilema esculentum is the source of this 1755-nucleotide messenger RNA. RefSeq lists its product as uncharacterized. The record is from RefSeq and is a predicted model, not a curated record. NCBI's taxonomy places the organism in Eukaryota, Metazoa, Cnidaria, Scyphozoa, Rhizostomeae, Rhizostomatidae.